Peromyscus maniculatus bairdii (prairie deer mouse) is the source of this 1093-nucleotide messenger RNA. RefSeq names its product motile sperm domain containing 3 (gene Mospd3). The record is from RefSeq and is a predicted model, not a curated record. NCBI's taxonomy places the organism in Eukaryota, Metazoa, Chordata, Mammalia, Rodentia, Cricetidae. Gene Ontology annotation, cellular component: cytoplasm.
UGGGGCCCAGCUGGACGGGGCGAGGGUUUGGGAACCCGGGCCUGGGGCUGUGGGAUCCACUCCUGGCGGGGUACCGAGGCCGCGGUGACCUCAGGCCGAGCUCUGCCGCGAUCUCACCCGGCCCUCUUCUCGUCCCCCGCGCCACUCGCCCUAGACUCCAAGGCCCUCUCAUCCUUCUGAGCUCUGCCCUCGGAUGUCCGACCGCCCAGAGCCUGCAUGCGCCGUGGGGCGCCCCAGGACCAGGAGCUGGUGGGUCCGGGGGCCCCUGGGCGGGGGCCCCGGGGCUCCGCUCCUUCCUCAGGACCCGUUGUCCCGGUGCUCGUCUUCCCCCCGGAUCUAGUAUUCAGGGCGGACCAAAGGAGUGGACCCCGGCAGCUGCUGACCCUCUACAACCCCACGGGAACCGCGCUUCGCUUCCGAGUUCUGUGUACAGCACCUGCCAAAUACACGGUAUUCGAUGCAGAAGGAUAUGUGAAGCCACAGUCUUGCAUUGACAUUGUGAUACGGCACGUGGCCCCCAUCCCCAGCCACUAUGAUGUCCAGGACCGAUUCCGAAUUGAGCUAUCUGAGGAGGGGGCUGAGGGACGUGUGGUUGGACGGAAAGACAUCACCUCUGUUCUUCGGGCCCCAGCGUACCCCCUGGAGCUUCAGGGACACUCUGAGCCAACACCCAGCCCAGGGCCUCCUGUGUGGACAGGACCAACCCCAGCCAGACGCCUUCAGGAGAAUGCCCCCCAGCAGCUGGCCACCAGCUCCUUCCUGCUCUUCCUGCUGACAGGCGUCAUCUCUGUGGCCUUCCUGCUGCUGCCGCUGCAGGACGACCUGGGCAGCCAGCUGCCUCAAGUCCUGCACGUGACCCUGGGACAGAAGCUGGUGGCCGCUUACGUCUUAGGCCUCCUCACCAUGGUGUUCCUCCGGACCUGAAGCCACCCCGCCCUUGAAGGCAGGGACCUGAGGCGGCCACUGUGAUGUUUGCAUCCUGCCUCUUCUCCCUCUUUUUGCCCCCCCAUCAGUUACCAUCCUGCCCCUCCCCACCGAAAACCCAGGGAUUUAUACUCAUUUUCCAAGUUGAAUAAAAUAAGUUUUAAAAAUC